GCAGGAAGUACCCGUGGAGCCAGGCCUCGAGUGGCCAUGGGGUCCAGGUCCAGGUCUAGGGAACGGCAUCGGCGUAGAAGUCGGUCUAGGUCUGAAGAACGAGAAAGUCGGGGGAGGAGAAGAAGAAAUCGGGAAGGGAGCUCGGGGGAAGACAACCAGAAAUGGGGAAAGAAAAAAGAAAAAAGGAGGGACCAGCAUCACAAGAGGCACAAGAGUCAUUCUUCACGUCACUGGGAACGGUCCUCCAACUCGGAUUCCUCUUCAGAAAAAAGGGGCCAUAAAAGUGAGAGGAAGUGGAAGAACAAGUACCAGAAGCGUUCUGAAUCCAGGUCCUCGGUGUCUUCCAUGUCAUCCCCGUCACCUUCCCGCUCACAGAGCUCCAAGGGUGACUUGGGUGAGCAGCUAAGCCUCCAGGAACGCUUGAAAUUGAAAGAAGACCAAAAGAACCAAAAGGAGUUGAUGAAGGCUCUUGAAACCCCUGAAGAGAAACGGGCCAGACGUCUAGCCAAGAAGGAGGCCAAGGAACGAAAAAAACGGGAGAAGAUGGGAUGGGGAGAAGAGUAUAUGGGUUACACCAAUACUGACAACCCUUUCGGAGACAACAACCUGCUAGGAGCUUUCAUCUGGGGCAAGGCUUUGGAAAAAAAGGGAAUUGGACACUUGGAGGAAAAAGAACUGAAAGAUCGUAACAAGAGGAUCCAAGAAGAAAAUCGACUUGAAUUGCAGAAGGUGAAGCAGCUCCGCUUGGAGCGGGAGCGGGAAAAAGCCAUGAGAGAGCAAGAGCUGGAGAUGCUGCAGCGGGAGAAAGAGGCGGAGCAUUUCAAGACGUGGGAGGAGCAAGAGGACAAUUUCCAUCUUCAGCAAGCCAAGCUACGUUCCAAAAUCCGGAUACGAGAUGGGCGGGCCAAGCCAAUUGAUCUCUUGGCAAAAUACAUCAGUGCUGAAGAUGAUGACUUGGCAGUGGAGAUGCAUGAACCGUACACAUUUCUAAAUGGACUCACUGUUUCCGACAUGGAAGAUCUACUAGAAGACAUCCAGGUUUACAUGGAGUUGGAGCAAGGGAAGAAUGUGGAUUUCUGGAGAGACAUGACCAUCAUCACUGAAGAUGAAAUAUCCAAACUCCGGAAACUGGAGGCUUCUGGGAAAGGACCAGGAGAGCGUCGUGAAGGGGUCAAUGCCUCAGUUAGUUCUGAUGUGCAAUCUGUCUUCAAGGGGAAGACCUACAACCAGUUGCAAGUGAUCUACCAGGGAAUCGAGGGCAAGAUCCUGGCUGGGGGACCCAACUUGGACAUUGGCUACUGGGAGAGCCUGCUCCAGCAGCUAAAGGCAUACAUGGCGCGGGCCAGGUUGCGAGAACGGCAUCAGGACGUCCUGCGCCAGAAGCUGUACAAGCUCAAACAAGAACAAGGCGUGGAAAGCGAACCCCUUUUCCCCAUCAUGAAAAAAGAGUCGCCCUCCCCGGAAGCUGCCAGUUGCAGUCACAGGCUAGAGCCAGAGGAAAUCGCCCCAGCACAGCCUGGUCCCUCCUCCGUUGAGCCUAGUGCUGAACCGGAAGCUGAAGCCAAAGCCGAGGGAGACGGAGAAGCGGUGCUGAUUGAGGAGGACCUGAUUCAGCAGAGCUUGGAUGACUACGAUGCCGGCAAGUACAGCCCCCGGCUGCUCACCUCCCACGAGCUCCCCUUCGAUGCCCACGUGGUGGACGCGGACGAGGAUCUCCAGCGCCUCCAGCUCUCCAGGCAGCAGCUCCAGGUCACAGGUGAUGCCAGUGAGAGUGCCGAGGAUAUUUUUUUCCGCCGGGCCAAAGAAGGGAUGGGGGCUGAUGAGGCCCAAUUCAGCGUGGAAAUGCCCUUGACCGGCAAGGCCUACCUGUGGGCUGACAAAUACCGUCCCCGCAAGCCGCGUUUCUUCAACCGAGUGCACACCGGAUUUGAGUGGAACAAGUACAACCAGACCCACUACGAUUUCGACAACCCUCCGCCCAAGAUUGUGCAGGGUUACAAGUUUAAUAUCUUCUACCCGGACCUGAUUAACAAACGCUCUACCCCGGAAUACUUUUUGGAAGCUUGCCCAGACAAUAAGGACUUCGCCACCCUGCGCUUCCACGCUGGACCUCCCUACGAAGACAUCGCCUUCAAGAUUGUCAACCGGGAGUGGGAAUACUCUCACCGACAUGGCUUCCGCUGCCAGUUUGCCAAUGGCAUCUUCCAGCUCUGGUUCCACUUCAAGCGCUACCGUUAUCGGCGCUGAAGAGGUGAACCAGAAGUGGGCUGAUUUUAUGAAGGGACAAAUGUAGGUAAUGUGCAGGGAACUGGUUGCUUGAACGUGGACCAAGAUGGCGGCUUUCAGUAUUGGACAGCGUUUCUAAAGUGUGAUAGAACUACUACUAUCAGAAAUUGUCUUUUUAAAAAAUGUUUCAGGGCUGCCCUGAUAUUCACCAGCAAUUCGGCUCUGGGGGAAUUGUCUCUCUGGCAGUAGAUGGUGCUGUUCCCUCUGCUAGGCGGUGACAUCUGAGUCCGGUCAAUUUAAAAUGUCUAAUUGAGGUGGCUGAUACCUUGAUUGAGAUGAUCCUUGUUUUCUAGAAUGUAUAGAUUUGGGAGGGUGGGAGAAAAUGUCCAACUACGAUAAAGAUUUUGGAUAUCUGCUGCUUGCUUGGUAUUCUUUACCCCGGUGUGGGAGAACAUAAAUCUAUUCUAAAGAGGACUCAGUUAGACAAGUAUAUCCACAAACUGUCUUCUCCAGCUGUGUAGAUUGUUCAGUGCUGAUCAAUAAACUAAGCCGAAGGACACA
This is a messenger RNA of Thamnophis elegans (Western terrestrial garter snake), 2787 nucleotides long. RefSeq names its product cactin, spliceosome C complex subunit (gene CACTIN). Gene Ontology annotation, molecular function: protein binding. The coding region runs from base 37 to 2247 and encodes 736 amino acids. Gene Ontology annotation, biological process: mRNA cis splicing, via spliceosome; negative regulation of innate immune response. The transcript has 10 exons. Gene Ontology annotation, cellular component: spliceosomal complex; cytoplasm. The record is from RefSeq and is a predicted model, not a curated record. Lineage: Eukaryota; Metazoa; Chordata; Lepidosauria; Squamata; Natricidae.